Messenger RNA from Penicillium canariense, 513 nucleotides. RefSeq names its product scytalone dehydratase arp1 (gene arp1). Gene Ontology annotation, biological process: melanin metabolic process. The transcript is spliced from 4 exons. The record is from RefSeq and is a predicted model, not a curated record. The coding region runs from base 1 to 513 and encodes 170 amino acids. Lineage: Eukaryota; Fungi; Ascomycota; Eurotiomycetes; Eurotiales; Aspergillaceae. Gene Ontology annotation, molecular function: scytalone dehydratase activity.
AUGUCGCCCGCCGUUAAACUCAACCCCGAGCCCGACUUGGAUAUUAGCUUUCAGGACUUUUUGGUCCUUUCUAAGCUUGUUUUUGACUGGGCUGAUAGCUACGAUGCCAAGGACUGGAAGCGCCUCCGCAGCAUCAUUGCCCCAACUCUGACAGUCGAUUACACAAAAAUCGGCCUCAAGAGAUGGGACAAUAUGGCUGCCGACGACUACAUGGCUAUGGUGACCCACCCAGGAUUCUUGGGGGAUCCCACCAUCAAGACGCAGCAUCUACUCGGCCAGACCUGGUGGGAGAAGAUCUCCGAUACCGAGGUGAUCGGUUACCAUCAGCUCCGCGCCGCGCAUCAAGUGUAUACGACCGACGGUUUGGACGAGGUCAAGCUGCGGGGUCAUUCGCACGCCACCAAUGAACACUACUAUCGGAAGGUCGAUGGUGUGUGGAAAUUCGCAGGGUUGAAGCCCAAUGUGAGGUGGAACGAACUUCGUUUCGACGAGGUUUUCAAGGGGUUGGAUUAA